Danio aesculapii is the source of this 3420-nucleotide messenger RNA. RefSeq names its product cracd like b (gene cracdlb). Lineage: Eukaryota; Metazoa; Chordata; Actinopteri; Cypriniformes; Danionidae. The record is from RefSeq and is a predicted model, not a curated record. The coding region runs from base 225 to 2663 and encodes 812 amino acids. The transcript has 12 exons.
GUUUCGUCGAGCCUCCUGAGCUGCGAGACUAUUUUUUGAUAUUCGAGUCGCAGGUGCAUCUUCACCUUCAUUCUGCAGAGAUGUCAGAGAUCUAACUCAAUCAAGGACUGGAGACCACCAGCAACCAGCAAAAAUAAAAAUAAAACAAAAAAACUGAAGAAGGCAAAGGAAGCUCUCAGACGAGGGAGAUCGUUUUGCAUCAAGUUAAAGCUGCUGGUUAAAAAAUGGAAUCAAUCCCUGUCGACAUGGACAAAAAUGCAGAGGAACUCACAGGAAGGAAGAAGUCUCGUUUUAAGCAGCUGAAGACUCGUCUGUUCGGGAAAUUGAAGAAGAAGGAAAGCGAAGGGCUGAUCAAGCAGAGUCAGUCCACUAGUGACAUCACUGCUCCAGACGGCAGAAGAGAAGGUGACGACUCUGAAGAUGAGUUCACGUAUCCGCAGGGUCUGAGCCCUAGAGCACUGUCUCACGAUAGCAUCUUCUUCACGGAUCAAACCCAGACCACGGAACCCACACGAGUUCUUUCACAGGAGAACGUUCACGGCAAAAUUAAAGCCUUACAAUUAAAAUUACAGCAGCAGAACUUACAUCUGGGUCCUCCCCCAAUGCUGAUUCCUGGAAAGCGCACAGAGGACUCGGGAGCCACUUCUGAAGAUGACGGUUUACCUUGCAGCCCACCUGAAACCUACUUGUAUGAGCGAGUGAUGCAUGGAGCCGCUUACAAGUAUCCCGAACCUCGGAAACAUCUGAGCUCUCUGAGUUUAGCAGGAACAGGAAGUGAAGAAGAGGAACAGGGUGAUCCUUUCCAGUCCUCAUCCAGGCCACUCUCUCCAGUCUAUAAGCCAUCCUUUCAGCCAAUCAUCUGCUCCGGCUCAGCAUUGGCCACGCCCACUGCAGGUGCUGACUUCAGUAGUCCUGCAUCUUACACACCCACACUGGAUAACUCCGCUGCCCGCCAUCGCAUGUCCGUCAAACCGAGAAACCAGCGUGCCAGUACAAGGGGAAACAGAGGGCCUACGGUAUCCAUUUCUCCCAGGCAACGUUCAGAAAGCAUCAGUGAUUUGGACAGCAUACUGUCUGAGAAAGAUGAUGAUGAUGCUGAUGAUGAUGAUGAUGGAAUUAUGACAUCCACAGUGACUGUGCAUCAUCUUUCACACUCCCCUCCAACUUUGGAGAUAAAAGAAGAGACCACUAUUCCAGGAGCUCCAGAAACAUCAGUGCAGAUCCAGGAGGAGAAGGAGGAGAAGCUCAGCAAACCUCUGGAUGUUGAAAUCCUAAAAUCAGAAGAGUCUCUCGAACCUGAAGGCAAACUCACUAUGAAUCCUCUGUAUUUGCAGCCAAUGACUUUCGGUUCAGGUCCACCGUCACCUUCAGGACUUCCAGAAUUGAGUUUAAGAGAAGCAGAGUCAUUCAUUCAGAAAGACGAUAUGAAUGAUAUCCAGAUUGUUGCAAAGGAAAGCAUGAAAGAGGAACCAUCAUUUAGGUUUCAUCCAGUGCCUUUACCUCGAACCAAAAAGCCAAAAGUGGAUCCUCCAUCUCCAAAAGCAUCCGCCGAAUCAGUAUCGCUACAAUUUUUGCUAGCAUCUGCUAAAAAUCGAUCCAGAACAAUCAGCGACACAAAGCAGAAUGAAGGAGAUCUUAACAUGAAGACGCAAUCUAUUAACUCCAACCUAGAGGUGCUUAAAGAUGAAGAAAAAGAGACAAAACCACUGGAGAAUCUUCUCUAUCGAACGCAAGAUACAAAGAGCAUUCGUAGAGAAGCUCCGGCACCUGCUGUCAUGUCCAAACCAGCAGGAGCUAAUGUUAAAAAGAGCGAUUUGUCUGCAGAAAACGUGGAAAGCGAAAAGCUAGAGGAACCCGAGGAGCGGCGGAUUGCUUUCGGGGUGCAUCUCCGCACAACCUCUCUGUCGCUGAAAUAUCGCUCUGAGGUGUCCAGGAUGAAGGAUGAAACCAAACGUUACAGUUUAGAGUCUAAUACAGCGCUGGCGACCUCAGAAGAGCAUGCUGGGAAAGCUGAGGUGUUUAGGGGUACAUGUGACAGUAGUUUUAGGAGUAAACCCAAAAAACAAGAUGCACAGAGUCUGGAGACUCAGCUCGCUACACAAGACUAUGGAAGAUCGUCCAUCCAAAAUACAACCGGGACAAGUAAAGAGGCCGAGCCAGACUGGAUGAGUCUCGCCAGGGAGAAAACAAGAGCGUACCAGCCUUUAAUGAGCAGAUUCUCCACGAACCAGUCAUCAGUUCAACCUUCUGUACAGCCUCCGAAACCGGCCUUACAGCCUAAAACACUGACACUGACCACCACCGCGCUUCAGCCACUGAAAACACAGCCAAUCCAGACCAGCAGCCAACAGAGCGUACACAAACCUGCUGUUAAACCAACACCUGCUGGAACAAAAGACAAGCCGGACAACAGUAGGAACAAUACAACCGAAGAUGACACAACAAAGAGAGCAGCGACUAUCAGUAAGAUGGACCCCAAUGCAAGACCCGUCCCACCUAACAACAACAACACAGAAGCUCCUACCAUCCCAUCUGAGCCUCCAGCAUCAUCAUCAUCGCCAUCAUCUUCAUCUCCAGCAGACGUCUCUGGAGCUCAGCCGUCCUGGAUGGAGCUCGCCAAGAGAAAGUCUUUAGCAUGGAGCGACAAAAAAACUCUAGAAUGAAGAAGAGACAAACAAUUAGAGACUGAUGAAGUUGUGCAAUAUUAAUGUUACAGGGAAUGAAUGAUGUGCAUGUGUGUAUGUGUGUGUUAACAUGACUGAAUGUGUAUGAUUGAGUUACACAGUUCAUCACUUGUUUGCUAAUAGAUUUUUUUUAAUUCUCAUUUUUGUGUGUUGGUAAAAUUUUACUUCACACAAAUGUGUGUAUUACCCUGGACCACAAACGCAGUCUUAUGUUACACUGGUAAAUUACUAAAAUACACAAAAAUACAUAGUAUGGGUCAAAAUUGCUCUUUUAUGACAAAAAUCUAAUCAUAAAGAUUCUGUUCCAUGACAAAUUUUUGCACAUUUACUUCUGUAAACAUAUCAAAACUCAUUUUUGAUCAGUAAUGUGCAUUUCUAAGCUCUUCAUUUGGACUUUAAUGGUGAUUUUCUCAGUAUUUAGGGUUUCUGAACCCUCAAAUUUUAGAUUUUCGUAUAGGGAAUAUCUCAGUCAAAUAACAUCCUGUCUUCACAAAGUGUACGUCAGUGGAAAGGUUAUUUAUUCAUCUUGUCAUGUAUGAAUCUCAAAACUUACGAUUGGUUUUGUGGUCCAGGUGGUCACAUCAUAACAAAAACUACUGAUCAAGCCUUAUAUGUAUACUUACUGUAUGACCAGAAGAACACAUAUUUACAGUUAUUCAGCAAUUUUAUACAGUAGUAUAUUGUUACAACAAAACAGCUGACUCUUGAUACAGUAAUAAUAAACUAUGAAGUUUCA